AUGACCGAUCCAAACCAGCCACAGGGAAUGGAAGACAUGUGUGCGAUAUUCGUCCACGCUGGCGCCGGGUUCCAUUCUUACGAGAACCAGGGGAAACACCUCCUAGCCUGCAAGCAUGCUGUUAGAGCCGGCAUGGUCUUCUUGCGAAAUGGCGCAACUGCUGUCGAUGCUGUCGAAAUGGCCAUCGCCUCCCUUGAGGACGCUCCAAUCACUAAUUGUGGCUACGGUAGCAAUCUCAACGCCGAAGGAAUUGUCGAGGCUGAUGCUUCAAUCGUUGAUCAUUUUGGUCGCAGUGGUGCUGUUGGAGCUGUACCGAACGUCAAGAACCCUAUCAUGGCUGCCCGCAAGAUCUAUGACCAGUCAUACAAGCUCCCAGGAAUGGCCCGGGUCCCGCCCAAUCUCCUCGUGGGAGAAGGAGCCGCCGAUUUUGCCUGGAAUAACGGCGUCGUGCUCGUUACAAACGAUGCUUUGAUUACCCCCUCCACACAAGAGCGCUGGCAAACCUGGAGGCAAGAGAUCUCUGAUUGGGAAGCCACGCAUCCGGAAAGCAAUUCGAAAGGUGACGAGAACCCUUGGAUACGCCGCUGUGUUGAUCCCUUGCAAUAUCACAUCGCACGUACUUUUGGGGACGUCGAUGACCAAGCUAAGGUUCGCGCCGAGCUUUCCUCCAUGCAUGAAGCCGUUGAGACCUCCGAGAUGGAUAUGGAUGCUGCGAGUAGUUCUACUGCAAGCCCUCGACCACGAAACGGCAAGCCACGCCAACACACCUCGGAGGCUGCCCCUCCGAAAGAAGAACCACAGAACCGGAACAACCAGAAACCCGAUUCCACCCAAGAGUCCAAAUUCUCGAGAGAUGCCAUUGGGGGCGAUUCGAUUACAGACACCGUUGGGGCGAUUGCGGUUGAUCGAUACGGAAAUAUUGCGGCAGGUUCCUCAUCGGGGGGCAUCGGCAUGAAGCAUCGUGGCAGGGUUGGUCCUGCGGCAUUGAUUGGAAUCGGGACUCAUGUCAUUCCCGUUGAUCCUGCUGAUCCAGAUCAAACGUGUGUUGCCUCGGUUACUUCAGGCACAGGUGAGCAUAUUGCAUCGACUUUGGCAGCCAGUACCAGCGCAUAUCGGAUCUACUUCUGCCAAAAGGUCAUUGGCAAUGGUGUGUCCGAACAAGUUACCGAAGAGGAGGCGUUAGAAGCCAUGAUUGUCAACGAAUUUAGCGGUCAUCCUGCCCUGCAGAACAACGCGAUAAGAGGCUCGGUUGGUAUUAUGACGGUCAAGAAGACAAAGGAUGGAAUCGCACUUUACUUUGCUCACAACACCGACUCUUUCGCCGUAGCUUCUAUGUCGAGUAACGACAGACUACCUAGCGCUGUAAUGUCGCGCAAGACCAAACGAGACUCUAAAGUUGCGAAUGGUGGAAUGAUGAUGCGACCUCGUCAGUAUAUCCGAGCAUCAAGAACCUCGAAAUCGCCAACGGAGAAAAAAGCGAGAAAGAAGAAGCGCCACUCAAGUGAAAGCCCCUAA
Penicillium waksmanii is the source of this 1515-nucleotide messenger RNA. Its product is annotated as threonine aspartase 1. The record is from RefSeq and is a predicted model, not a curated record. Gene Ontology annotation, biological process: protein maturation. Gene Ontology annotation, molecular function: threonine-type endopeptidase activity. Bases 1 to 1515 code for a protein of 504 amino acids. NCBI's taxonomy places the organism in Eukaryota, Fungi, Ascomycota, Eurotiomycetes, Eurotiales, Aspergillaceae. The transcript has 6 exons.